This is a messenger RNA of Paramuricea clavata, 12726 nucleotides long. The record is from the annotation of a GenBank genome assembly. NCBI's taxonomy places the organism in Eukaryota, Metazoa, Cnidaria, Anthozoa, Malacalcyonacea, Plexauridae.
AUUACAAGAUGGCUUCCAAAAAGAACGCUGAAAUUACAGUUUCAGUUUUCUAAACUUUUCAUGUUUUAUUUGUAGUUUCUGAAGUGUUUGCGGCUUUUCCUUUCACCAAAAUGGUAGAUAAUGUGAACUUUAGUUCUGACGUUGUCGUUUUUGAAGACUUAAAUGCUUGCAACGCGAAAUUAUGUGAAGAAAUGAAGAAUUAUUCGUAUGAAAUAAUUGUUUUGGGACUUGACUGCGAAUGGGUGAGUCGGGAACGGCAAAGCGAAAGCCCAGUUAGCCCCGUUUCUUUGCUUCAAUUAGCUUUCCCAAACGGCACUUGCUUCUUAUUACGGUUGUGUAAAAUGGAAGCACGGCUGCCUGAUAAACUAAGGGAAAUUUUAGAAGAUAGAAAUAUCUUGAAAAGUGGAGUUGGAAUCAGUGAAGAUGCAAAAAAGUUGAACACUUGUUAUGGUUUGGUUAUGCAAGGCUGUGUCGAUUUAAGACAUGUGGCUUUAAGAUGUCAAGGAUAUGUUGAACAUUGCAUUUCUGAGGGUGGCUCCAGGUAAGUUGAACAAGCUCUCGUUGGUAGGGAUGCAACUACCUGAAAAAUGGGCCAUUCCAUUUAUUAACCGCACCCCCCCUAUUGAGGGUUUACAAAAAAUACCCCCUGGAUAUUGCUUUAGUAAUAGGGUAUGUGGAUUUCUCAUUUUAACAUUUCCCGUGGAUUUUCUAAACCUUUGUUAACCUAUUGAGGGUUAAACAUAAUUUCUCCCCCCCUGGAUUUUUGGAUUUUGUUAAAUUUGUUCAAUGGAUAUUUUGCAUAUGUUCUUUGAAAUAGAAUUGAUACACAAAUAAAUUCACUGAUAAAUUUACUGCCAUGAAUAAAUAAAUUUACUACCAUGGAUUUAUUUUGUUUAAAUUUUUUCCAUUUGGAUUUUUAUUUGGAUUUUUUUAUAUUUACCCAUGGAUAUAUCUUGAAAAAUUUCUUUCUCCUAAUGGAUUUUUGUUCUUUGGACCCCCUGGAUAUCCCAACCCUCAAUAGGGGGGGUGCGCAUAUUAAAUGGAAUGGCCCAAUGUAAAGAGAAUUUUGAGUGAAUGCCCUUUGUCCUAACUCCAGAUGAAUGGCCGUCGGGUAGUUGCAUCCCUACUGGUCAACAAAAGCUUGUUCAUAUGUUAUUGCCACUUACACUAGCACAGGCAGUUCAGUUCCAAUUUACAUGCACUCUCAAUCCAGUAUGUGGAAAUAUAAGGGGAGUGGAGGGGGGGGGGAAUGUUCAACAAUAAUGAACAUGUAUAUCUAUUAAGUUAUGUGAAUCUUUCAGAAAAUGAGUACUUGAUGAAAUGAAUAAAGAGUCUCGAGUUGUGCCAUUUGACGUACAUUAGAUACUUUUUCCAAGAUAAUUAAUUAAGCAUGUUGAUUAGCAUUGUUGUACAGUUAGAAUUAUCAAUUCUAAAGGGUUAAUUUUUUUAUCAGUAGAGCUCUAAGAAAUAUCCUACACAGAACAAAACAAAACAUAUUGUAUAAAAUGUGUAUGUUGCAGCAUCAUUGGCAUGCUUUGUACAGAAUCAUAUAUUGCUUGCUAUAGUAUCUUGCUAACUUAAGCUUUUAAAAGUUUUAAUUGAUAGUCAUUAUUUAAUAUGACAAUUACGGCAUAUGGGUAUGAUUGCAUGCUUGCCACUUGCUCCUAAACAACGCUUGUGAAUUGUGACUAGUUUGGUAGCAGACUUUUAUAGGUCUUUCAAAAUUAUUGGGGGAGGUGGCUGCUCCCCACAAUUAUGGAACCAUUUCAAAAUGUAGGACAAUGCCUACAACCACAUUCUAAGAUCUCAAUAUUGACAGGAUACGAAAGUUUGGUUUUGCAGACCAGACUGAAUAACUUGUAUCGCAACUGGAUACUACAUAAUUUCGAAGAUUAAGAUAAACUUACUGUACAUAUGUAAAAUUAAUAUAUGUUGAAUACUAUAAGUAUGCACUAUCUUUAAAAUAAAACCAGCUUUGCAAAUAAUUUCUCAAAACAUUUCUGUAUAGAGAAGGAAUGAGUUUGUCAGCUUUAUCACAGCAAGUACUUGGUGUUACAAUGGACAAAGAUUGGAAAAUUAGAUGCAGCAACUGGGAGGCUUCUCAGCUCUCUGAGCGUCAGAUACAAUAUGCGGCUAAUGAUGCCAUUGUGGCUGUUCAGAUAUUCUUUAAACUUGCCGCUUCAAAACUGAGAGAACGCGAAAGCCGAAUUAAAGCAGGGAAAACUAACAAGAGUGAAGAUGGUGUUCUGCAAACUGUUGAUGCUUGCUUAGAAAAAGGCUCUCAAUCAAGUGAUGUGACUUGUACUACUGUACGCCAGCCUGUACAGAGUAGUGAAAAUACAGACAUGAACAACUUUGAAAAGGUUGCUUGUGAGGAUAACCCUAAUGAGGCUACUAGUGUUGUUUCUUCAAGUAACAGCAACUUUGAGCCGAGUAAUAGAAACAGUGCCCAAAACGAAAUAUCAGCAAGUGACAGUCUUAUAUCGCAAAAUAUUACUGACAACAGCAAUAUGAACAAUUUGACUGGCUGUAGUGCAGAAGAGGGGAUACUUUCUAGUUUUGUAACAAAGAUUAAAACUUCAUUUGGUUCUGUACUUGGGAUGCAAGUGGAAUCCAAAGAAACACACAAAGAACCCAAUUCCAAACACAAGACCAAAAAUUACACUCAGUAUGAGAGUUUUAAAACUUUGGAAUUGAAUGAGAAUUUGUUUUCCUCCCCUGAGUUCUGGAGUUCUUUCAACCCCCUUUGUCAUGGAAUUGUUGAUGUUCCAUAUAAGAUAAAAGCGAAACACAAGGGGGGUGGGAAAGCACAGAGCAGCGAAAACGGGAAACAAGGUAUUUCCGCACAGGCAACCAAUAAGGUGUCAGGAUUGAAACCACGUCGAGCACCACUGUAUCAAAAUUGUGUGAUUGAAGCACCGGAUGGGGAAAUGUUGAGUACAUGCGAUAAAAGAAAGGCUGAGUGGUAUCUCUGUAGAAAGUUAGGUAAGUUGAUCUUUUCUAAAUUUGCCCUGGAAAAUUUAGAUAAAAAUCAGGCCGACAAAGUUUUGCCAAUCUAAAACUGAAACCAACAAGUCGUGAACUUAUAUCUUUAAUAAAAUGUCCAUGUACAGUCAAAGCUCUGAAACUCUAGAUAAUUGAAAUAACUCUAGAUAAUUUUGUCACAUAUUUUCCAUGAGUGCAAAAUUAUAUGCACAAGGUUGGGACGCCUGUCAAAUUUGAUUCCUUUUGGCAUAGGGAACCGUAUGCAAUUUAAAGGUGCCCUACAGUCCUUAUGUAAACAAAGCCUUUGUUUACAUUUUUGUGUCCAAAAUAUUGAGCUUUAUUCGACAACUAUUUAUAUUUUCAAGCUUCUAGAGUAUAAUAAAUGAUCCAGAAACAACAAUCAGGCCUUGCAAGAAUCCAAAACAUAGUUAAACUGUUUGUAUCAUAAAAAGUGGGCUCCUCUGUGCACAUGCGCAGAUCGGACUGUAGGGCACCUUUAAGCACUGCUGCAAGUGUGUACUGGCUAAUCCAGAUUCAUACUAGUUUGUACUUUUGUUCCUUUUAAAGAAUUGUACAAAUUAUGCCGGAAAUUUUACAGACAGUAAGCAUGUGCAACAUCUAGCUGGGAUGCAACUACCUGAAAAAUAUAAGGAGAAUUUCGACCCUUCGCUCGAAACAUCGAAAUUUUUCUCAUAUUUUUCAGGUUGUUGCAUACCUGCGAACGAAAGCGUGUUUAUAUUAUUGGCACUAUACCUACACUGGCACAGUGUUGAGGUUUUCGUACAUCUGGACCGAGUGACGAAGGGCCAUUCCAUUUAAUGUACACACCCCCCUAUGGACGAAAAUUUCUGAGGGGGGUUGAAAAAGCCAAUUCUGAGGGGUUGUGUGCAUCGGCAUCCUUUGAUCUUUGCGUUUUUUUUCUGAGGGGUAAAGCAAAAAUUUCUUAAUUUCUGGGGCUGCUUGUGUCCGCACUUUGAUCUUUUUUUCUUAGGGGUUCAAAUUUUAUUGACCUCAUCCAUAGGGGGUGUGUACAUUAAAUGAAAUGGCUCGAAUGAGCGAGGUCUGUGUGGAUAAACCAAAGGCAAAUACUUACCCAUACAGACCAAGGUUAAUAAACCGUUUAUUAUAUGGCUCCUUAAACACAUUUUCUGAUUUUCAUAUAUUUGUUUGAGCGCUGUAAAGGUAUUUUUGAGCUAUGUUUUAUUUGCUAGUUUUCUUCGUUUAAUAGUUUCGUCACCGAAUAUUGUUUGCGGAAAAGCAUGUUUAACAAUCGCUUUAGAACUAUUUUUUCGGUAACCACCACCUUCAGAAAAAUGCUUAUAAACCCAGUUUAUAUGAUAUUUGUUUAGAAUAUGGUAUUAAAGACGUUAAAUUCAUCUUUAUUUAUUUUUUGAAACAAGUAAACGAAUCAAGACAUUUUCCCGCCAAAACUUACGGUUGCCAGUAAGAGCUCAAACGGCUUGUUUUCUUAGCUUUUUCGAUGAAAUUUGUGUUGGUACAAGUACUUAUUAAUAUUUCCAAUACUUCUUAUUCUUAAAAAUGAUCCAAGGAUACUUUUUCUUCACACAACGUCCUUAUAAACGUGUAAAAACGUUUCAAAUUCGAGCCUGUCAUUACUGGAGCGUAGGAAGCUUCUAAUUUCUAAAUUCUAAAAGUUGGGGGGGGGGGCAGGCUUUGAGGGGCACUUUCCGAAUAAAAAAGGCAUCUAAAAUUUUUUCCCGGAAAAUUUGGCGACGGGGCGUGGGGUGGGGGAGGUCUUUAAAAUUUUUUUCCGGACACACCAAAAAAAUUUUCCGGAUAUAUCACAUUUUUUUCCUAAAUAUGAAAAAAAUUUUCCGGAUAUACCAAAAAAUUUUCCGGAUAUAUCAUAUUUUUCCCUGAAAUGAAAAAAAAUUGUCCGGAAAAUUGAACAUAAAUUCAGGUUUUCAAAAGUGCCCUUUCGGCAAAAAAAGGCAAUCCUUCAGACAUUUUUCACGCAAGAAAAAGGGCACUUGCCAAAACUUGGGAGGGGGGCUGGCCCCCCUGCCCCCCCGGUUCCUAUGCCCCUGCCUGUCAAAUUGACAUACGGGAAACCUAGAGCGGGAAACCGGUCCGGAUACGGAUUUUACACACCGCACGUCGACCAAUCAGAAUCCAGGAUUCUGCAAAGCCAUAUAAUAAGAUCUUUAUAUAACCUUUCUUUCUUGGCCUUAAGUUGAUGAUAUGACAUUGUCAACUCGCUGCCGUGGAUUGGAGAAACUGAAUGCGUCUUUAAUGUCUGAGUAUUAAAUGUUUCACUGCUUGUUUGGAAAUGCUACUGUCCUCUGUGACUGUGCUAUCCAUGCAAGUCACUCAUUGUUUUGAUAUAUUUAUGCAAAAGUCUAUUGCACGUUAAUACAUCCGAUAUACCAAAUUAUGUAAAUAAUUAUGUAAUUUAAUAUUCAUGAUUUGAAGUUAUUUUCAUGUGGACUAACGUGGCAAUCGGAAUAUUGUCUUUGAUGUACAGUAGAACUGCUAUUGAAUAACAAUGUGAGAUAUUCAAUCAAAGCUCUCGUUUGGGUCUAUUAAAUCAAUUAAAUACGACUGAACGGUUGAUUGUGGCUCAGUUUAUACUCUAGCCUACUGAUAGAAUGGUGUAAUUAAAGAACGUUUUUGAACUGCCAUGGCCUCGAAAAUGGCAGUAUAUGAUACUGGUUAUGAAGAUGAACUAUUCGAACAGAUUGUCAGCCAAACCUUGCACUGUAUUAUUUGCACCAAUGUAAUCAAAGAUCCAGUGAUGUGUCAGCAAAAUGAACAUCUAUUCUGUAGAGCUUGUAUCACCAGACAUCUCAUGAACUUUCAAACAUGCCCUACAUGCAUGGAACCACUCACUGUCGAGACACUUAGCAAAGCAUCGCGAACCGUGACGAACUUGCUCUCAGAACUGAAGAUUCGUUGUGAGUUUUCUGAUCGCGGCUGUGAAGAGUAUAUUGAGUUAGGAUCUCUCGAGAGACAUUUGAAAGAAUGUGGGUAUGCCCCAGCAGUAUGCUCUAAUGAAGGAUGCCGACUCGAGGUGAAUAAACGAGAUUUAUUUCACCAUGAAACAGUUGUUUGUGAAUUACGCGAGGUCAAAUGUGAUAAUUGCAAACACCUUAGACAAGAGAUGGAUACAGUGAAAGUUAGUUUGGCAGAAAUAAAGGAAAAGUUAGAAGGAAAUGAUGCAAAGUUUGAACAUGUAAAAGCAACUGUGGAAAAUGUGGUUACAAAAGUUGAACUGGUUCAAGCACAGCUUAACAACCAGGAAGUUAAUAACCGUCUUGUUCAAGAGGAUAUGAAUAAGUCUUUGAAUAAGAUUACAAAACACCUCGAAAGAAUGGCACAGCAAACAGAAGUUCGCGCUGAACAGAAAGAAAUUAAUAAGAAAGGAACUGCAGGAGCUGAACGGAUGGACAGAGAGCCAAAGAUAGUUAUCUUUGGUAUUAAACAGUGUAGAGUAAAAAAUUCUGUUGAAAUGUUCUGCAGUUCCAAUGGAAUAUGGACACUAUUACAACCAAUGAGAGCAUGGCGCUAUGGUUGUUCUGCAGUUGUUUACAACAAUCAGUUUAUUGUCAUGGGAGGUUGGGCGAAGUCCAUGGAAAAAUUAUCAUUGAAUGUUGUUCAAGGUGACCAGUCCAUAACUUGGGAAAACUUUCCUGCUGAGUUACCUGUUGCAUUAGCGUGGCACAGCAGCGUAGUGUAUAAUGGACGGUUGAUAGUGAUUGGAGGCUAUGACACAGAUAAAGAUGAAUGUUCUGAUAGAAUUACUGAGAUUUCCCUUGUUCCACCGUAUACUAGUAAACUGUUGGCUACCAUACCACGGAGAAGAAGUGACCAUGGUGUUGUUUUGUUUGGUGAUAAGAUUGUGAUUGUUGGAGGACUACAAAACGAUGAUUGUGCCACAAUGCUUAGAGAGGUUCUUAUGUAUGACAUCACGAAGAACGAAUGUCAGAAGUUAGAACCCCUUCCCUAUCCCGUGUGUGAAAUGGCCAUGGUCAAGUGGGGAGAUGAUAACAUCAUCAUAAUUGGAGGUGCUGACAUUGAAUAUGAAGCAAUGAGCAAAGUUUUACUAUACAACAUUAAGACCCAGAAGAGCCACAUGUUACCUGACAUGAAGUUUAUGAGGCAAGGUUGUGUGGCUGCAGUUGUCAGGGACACUGUGAUUGUCAUGGGAGGUAAAGAUUUAAGUGGAGAUCCCUUAAAGUCAGUGGAAAGUUUUAGAUUCGAUCGUUUCACAUGGGAAGAACUUCCAGAUAUGAACGAAGCGAAAUGGGGAGCCACUGUAGUUGUGUGUUAAUUACAUUUACUGUAAAAUCUGGCUUAAAUCGCCCAAAACCGUGUCAUGUUUUCAUGUCAAAACAUUGGGAAAUUGCGAUUUGUCGGCCGAAAAUUGUGCUAAAUGACAUUUUACAUUUUAGCUGUAAUAGGCGUAGGAAUGUACUCGCAUUCAUGAAUGUGGGGAAGCAUCCGCAGUUUUAGUAAUAGCUGUUACACCAGGACACUGGGCAACUUUAAAUUUGUACUAUAAUUUAUAAUCUACAUGUACUGUAUUGUUACAUAUUAAGAAUUUGUAUAUCUUUUAUAAAACCAUAUCAUUUAUAUAUACAGGCUUAACUGCACACACACACAGUUUUUAACUUUUUAACCCUUAAAAGGUUUAUAGUUUUAUCUCAUGGAGAGCGAAAGAUCAGAAAUUAUCACCUGAAUGGCUAGCUACUGCAAUUGUGUGCAUAUUAUUGUCGUGGAAUGUAACCAUGAUUUUUAUGGUCAGUUUUAAAUUUGCUUAAUUGUAGCAUGUUUAAAAGGAACAAAAGUACACAUUCACACUUUGAUUUAGCUUCCGGCUCCGCAGACAACUCGGCGAAAUACGCAAAACAGAGAAAUAAUAGGGGUAACAAGGUAAUAAUUGUAUUACUGCCACCCCACUACCUCUCGGUCUGUUCAAUAUUUUUUCCACCCAGUUGCCUGGGAGUCCACAAUAUUGCGUUGAAGUCAACAAUCGUCAUGUCCAGGGACCAGGGAAACUAGUUUGUUGCCUGAAAUGAAAUUCCCAAACGGUUAAAGCAGGUGAAUAAGAUGUGGUUGCAAAAUAAGAGUGAAAUGAUGAAUCAUCUUAUUUUGAAGAUUGGUUUUGAAGUCUUCCAAAAGUUCAUCUCAGAAGGUUCAUUUCCAGAGCCUCGUCAUAGAUUGUGUCUUUGUUGUAGCUGCGUGCUGGAGUGAAGCCACAAUCUGCAACAAGACUCAGACCGUCGCAAAGUUAAAUGACAUGGUUGAAAUUUUAUUGCAACUAUGACACUUAACUUUGCGAAAUGCAUGCUGCCAGCAAAAUGUAAAUACGUAGAUAGCGAAGUGUAUACAGUACCAUAACACAAUACACGAAUUAUUAUAUCUUGCUUCUCGUUUGUGAGAUGUAUGCAAAUAAUUAUUUACUGAUCAUCAACACUCUUAGAUCGGUCACUUUGACAUGAUCACGACAGCCACCACCAAGUGGAAACCAAACAUUAACUAUCGAAAAUAAUUCCUGUAUUUUCUUAUACUUCUUAAUCAAUGUUAUCUACAUCACUUUUUUCUAUUAUUUUCAGCUGAAGUUGUGAAAGAAGAGCCAUACACCAUACGUUUAAACUUUGAACCUUCAGGUCGACCGUUUGACCCAGAACACAACUACUACCUCACUUUCAAAGAAAAUAUGUGCGUUGUUUGUGGCAGAGAUGACAGCUACAUGAGGAAAAAUAUCAUUCCUCAUGAUUACAGAAAACAUUUUCCUGUCUUUAUGAAAGAUCAUCACUCGCAUGACGUAUUGUUGCUAUGCCCACCAUGUCACAUGAUCUCAACCUACCAUGAUGAUUUGUUAAGAAGAAAUGUAGCGGAAAAAUAUCAGGCACCUUUAGGUAACCAAAGUAUAUUGUAUACUUCAUGUAGUGAUUAGCCUGGCCAGAUUACACCCAAUGCAAAAAUAUUUCAAAACAAUUAGUGACAACGGAAAUAUUCCUCCCACAGGAUAUUCACUGGGUCCUGCUAUUGUUAUGUUAAAAAUGAUACUUUGUACACUCUAAAAGCACUCUGGUUAACUUGGCCUGGUUAACCUACAAAAAAACUAUUUGGAUUAACUUAUUGUUCCUGCUUAAAGUUCUUGGUUAAAAAUUUCCAGGAAUCUGGUUAUACUUGACCAGGCUGCCCUUGUUAAAUUAACCAGAUGAUGUUGAAGCUUUGUUUUUCAUUGCUUGUUAGCAAACCUUUUCAUGCCAUGCUCUCCUUGUUAAAUUCACGUAUGAUUUUCAGUUGAAGUGAUUCAAGUGCAGUGUUGUAACGAGUCGAGUCAUUGACUCGGACUUGAGUCGACUCGAGUUGCUAUUUUCAGCGACUCGACUCGAGUCCAAAACGAAAAAUGACUCGACUCGAGUCAACAGCCCCAAAUGACUUGACUCGGACUCGACUUGCUGAUUUUGCCGUAAAUGACUCGAGUCAACUCAGCUACAACUUGUAGAGAAUAAAUUCAUCAAAAAUAUUGUGAUUGUAUUGCUUGGGAAGAACAAUGAGCCCUGUGAACAAUGAGAACUUCGAAACUUUAUCAGCAAAUAUAUCGGAUUUGCAUAGAAUACAGUAUAUUCCUGACGGGCAUGCCUAUAUUACAUUUCUGUUUUUAGAAACAACGCUAGUGCCACAGUUUUUAAAAUGGAGUCUUUGUACUUAUGCUAAUUCUGACCGGCUAUCUUCAUUUUUGGUAUUUAUGAAAUGCUAUAUAAUUUCAAAUUAACUUACAAAGCAUGGUUAAUUAAACUCUGUUCUUUGUUAAUUCUGACUCCAGUUGCAAGUUAUGCUAGUUGUAUAUACGUACACUCGAUCAGCAGGCAUGAUGAGACAUCUCAUGUGGUUGUACUUAAUAUUGACUAGAACUGUGAUAUUGGUACAGCCUAUGGCUGCCCAGAUACUGUUAUUACAUGACUAGAGUGAUUAGCUUAAAACGUAAAUUUGAUUACUAAUUUCAAACUGCAAGCUAAGGUAGCGAACCAUUACAAAAAGGGUGAGGUGGACCAUUCUCGUCCCCAGAGCCAUUUUCACUCGGUCACUCGUUGAAAAGUAGGCUGUGGGUUAGGCGUCUAAAGCGAGAGAUCUGAUUGGCUUCUCAGAGAAAUCCUAUUUCGCAGAAGUUGAGCAGUUUUAGCUAGGAAAAAUUAUUCUAUCAACAUAUAUGAACGCAAAUACUUCGUUUCUUCGUAAUGCUUCACUUUGAAAAUUGUUACGGGUGCUAAAGUGUCCCAAUUCAAGACCAUGCGCUUUAGAAACUACUGCAAGUUUACUUGCACUUCCGGUUCCGUUUGUUCCAGGGCCUAGAGAGGACGCGCGCGGCCGAGAGAGAGGCCCUGGGGACAAGGAUGUGGGUGGACUUAUCAAAUUCCCUGACUCAAGUUAAGUCUAGCUAUUGACUCGACUCGACUUAAACCAAUGACUCGACUUGACUCGAGUGAAACUGCUGACUCGACUCGACUCGACUCGAGUGAAGCCACUGCCUCGACUCGAUCAGAAACUGAAAUGACUCGACUCGUGACUCGACCUUUGAGUGACUCGACUCGACUCGUGACUCGACCUAUAGGUGACUCGUAACACUGUUCAAGUGAACAAAAAUUAUCCAAAUAUAUGCCGCCAUGUUUGUUUUUCCUUCCUCGUUUUCAGGCACUGCUCUUGUUUUGUUAAUUUGCGCUUAGAAAUUGCAUUUCAGAAAAAAUUGCAGUGCAUCUUAGCCGACCAGAAUCGAGUAAUUUUUUCAUGUAUAUUUUAUUAGCAGACCUAUAUUAUAAACUAUUUCAUGUUUUAAACUUCUAGGUUCAGCCCAACUUGCAAGGCUGGUACAAGACCCAGAACUAAAGAAAGUGAAAUGUGCAGCCAAAGCGCUUGUUUACGCAGGCGAGAAGAUUCCUGAAGACAGACGAAAUGAACUGCUGUCUACAGUGAAAGACUAUCUCAAGACUGACAACCCCACACAAGAAAUGUUGCUGCAAGCCUCUGAGCUCGAAACAAGACGGGAGAAUUGUGAUUUUAUUUCUCAUGGUCGCGAAGUCGUUCGAAAGGUAAGCGCGGGAGGGGAAUUGUUGGCAUUUGAGAGAAUGUGGCGGGAACACUUUUUGGAAACGAUGAAACCGAAAUAUUUGCCACCGUUGUGGACAGUUGACCACGAACAGGAAAAGGUAAGAAGACUUCUUGAGAAAGAAUUGAAUCUGGUUGAGUGAAGUUGAAUUGUCUGAAAGUGAAAUUUUUCCUAAAUGUAAUUCCAAAAUCUGGAUGUAUUGUGGGUUUUUUAUAUGGAACCAUUAUUUGAGUCAAAAUGCUGAUGGUAACUCUGACCCUAAUAACAACGUUUUAUUGGAAAAUACUGCAUACAUACACUGAACUCAUGGUUUUGUGUAUAUCUCUCAUGUACAUAUGGAAGCUACAAUGACAAAGAUCGAAUUGAUUCUCGUUGAGUGAAUUUGAGUUGUGUGAGGUCUGAUUGCCCAAAAUAAUAUAAGUAUUAUGAUCUAUUGUGCAACAUUACAAAAUCGUUUUACGAGACUGCGUGCAAUUUGGUAACAUAUACAAUUAUGGAUUUUGCAUGUAAAGGAGUGAUUACAAUGUAGAGUCCAGAAAAACGUUUGCAAGAGGCGAGAUUAGUUUUGUUUUGAACUAUGUAAAGAGUUUUCAUAUAAUUUUAAAACUUCUUUCAAAUGAGACAAAGUAAAUUUUUAUUGCCACAACGACACCAUCCUGAUAACAAACUGAAUAUAUUUUUCUGUAUAUAGAAACAAUCUACAAACUAUAUAUGAGCAUGCUCAAAAUUGAUAUCUAGUCUACCAGUUCAUAGGGGUACAUGUACACAUACCAUACCUAAUUUUAGUGUGCAGUGAUAACCAAUUUGUGCAGUGAUAAAACUAAAAUGUGCUGUGAUAAAAUGUAAAAUGUGCAGUGAUAAAAUUUGCUGUGAUAAGUUGUUAACAAUUAACACGAAAAUCCAGGCAAUGAGCAGAAAAACUGAGCUAAAAAUUCGUCUUGACACUCCUUGACAGUAUUAAUCAAAACAUUUUGAAUGAGAACAAUUUGAAUGAAAUUGAAAUGAUAGCUGCCAAAUCAUCGAACGUGCACUAAUAUUAUACUUCAGGUUUAUCAGAUGAACAAAGUCUCGCACCAAAGGUUCCUUUAUGAGUCUGGAUGAUAAAGUGAAUGAUACUUAUCUUUUUGUAAUUAGUGUGUAAUCUUCAGAAUUCUAUAGAAUGUCUUUGCACAUUGCAUAAAAUCCCCUUUUAGAGAGCCUAGAUUACAAAAUUUUCUGUGGGUGCAUGCCCUUGGAACUCCUCUAGAGGUUUGUCAGUCCUAAGCUGUCUAAGCUGCCUCUCAUUUGCCAAUACGAAAAUAUUUCUUUCUUGCAAGUAUGUGAUUAUGAAACUAUGCCGUCACAGAUAGUUGAAACUAUAGGUGCUGUCAAAGGGGGCAAUUUUUCCUGGAGCCUUAGUUAAAGGAGGGCCGAAAUAAAGAAUUAUGUAAAAUAUACAUAGAUAUAACUGUCAAAAGACUUCCAGAAUGCAGGAUUUGACCAUUUCUGGGACCUCAGAUUUUAAAAUUUUCCUGGGGAGAAUGCCCCGGCCCCCCUAGUGAUAGUGUUAGAAGAUGGAAUCAUGUGGGGCACCAAGUCAAAUUUGGCCCUGGGCAACCCUGCGUGUUGUGCAGUGUAUGUUGGUUUUUGGCAUUUUUUAAUAUCAAUUGUAGCCUGUUUUGUGC